GUAUAUAUAGGGAGAUGUGGACUUCAAAAGAAAUGAUAUUCCUGUCAUACAGUUGGACAAUUGGAAGCAUGGCGCAGAAGGGAUUGUUAGUUUAACUGAUGUUUUCACCCACUAUAGCAGGGAAGGAGUCGAGCUACGUGUGGAUAAUUUUCAACGAAACAGAGAAAAGACUAUCUAUAACGGCAACAUACGCGUCCAUCCAUCAUUUUGAAGACUUACAAAGAAGAAACACUUCAACUUUACUCAGGUGAGCGAACACAGAAAGCGCUCCUUCGAUGUUCACGAUUGCAAUGCACAAGGGUAUCCUAACGUUCCUUGUCUUUGUUGGGCUGGUUUCUCUUCUGGACGCCUUUCCUGCGGCACUACAGAGAGACGCAAGAGCUGGAUUCAGAAGUCACGAUCCAGGUUACGGACAUAAUUUCGGUAAAAGGAAAGCGUGGUUAGAAACGAUGCGGAAUAGACUGUUAAACACAAGAGAGAGCGAAAGCCCCUUAAUGACCAACGAAGAAUUAGCAGAUUUACUCAACGAAUCUUCACAGAUCGCAGAUGUUUUUGUAGAUAGAAUAGUAGACACAAACCGUGACGGAGUAGUGACGCGACAAGAGUUGCGAUCGAAGCACCUGAUAAGUCAGCUGUGAAAAAAAAGCAACCGCCGGAAAUUAAUUGCGGAUCUGAACUAAAUUGCUUUAUUUUUAUACUCUCAUUGGACGACAGACGCUGCUGGAUAGAAAAGAACAUAUUCGGGGAACUGGGUUAAAAGCGUAGAACAUGAGCCGGAUGAACUUUGUUUGUUUUCACCAUUUAAUCUAUAUGAGGA
Lingula anatina is the source of this 817-nucleotide messenger RNA. RefSeq lists its product as uncharacterized. Lineage: Eukaryota; Metazoa; Brachiopoda; Lingulata; Lingulida; Lingulidae. The record is from RefSeq and is a predicted model, not a curated record.